AUGAUUUUGAACGUGAGUUUAUCAGUCCUUGUGUCGGGAUAUCACGUGGAUGUCGUCAGGAAUCUGACAAAGCUUCUGUUUGAAACCAAUGUCUAUGAUAAAACGCUUCGUCCGUCGAUGGACCAUUCUUCGGCAACACAGUUGUCUGUGAGCUUCCACUUGAUGAGCAUAAACAGGCUGGACGAGGUAGAGAAGAGGUUAGUCAGUACGGCGUAUCUUGUCGUGGAAUGGCAAGACGAAUUCCUGACAUGGAACACUUCACAAUACCCUGUGUAUCGGCUGUCACUACCCCAAAACAUGAUAUGGAAACCGGAUUUGGUUUUGAAAAACGGAUUCACCGAAUUCAAGGAGCUGGGUGGUUCGUUUUAUUACGUCCUUGUCAAAGAUGACGGAGUAGUCAAAUGGAAACCGUAUCAAGUGUUUGAAUCUCAGUGUUCUAUAGACGUUACGUAUUUUCCGUUUGAUACCCAAACCUGUAACAUUGUUUUUACAUUAUGGUCACACACUGAGUACCAAGUAACGGUGGAUACUUUUGACAUUGUAAUAGAUAGGGAUGAGUACCAAAGCAAUAGUGUGUGGGAAAUUGUGUCUACCAGCCAAAAGCGAGACAGCUCAACAAAAAACGUUGUUCUCACAUACAGUCUUCGUUUAAAACGGAAACCUUCGCACUUCGUUCAAAAUAUUGUACUACCAAUUUUGUUUCUCGGAAUCCUAAAUAUACUUGUGUUCGUCAUUCCUGCCGAUGCUGGAGAGAAGAUGUCGUACUCUAUUACAGUAGCGCUUGGAUUCAUGGUAUUUCUGACGAUCAUUAGUUCGGAACUUCCUGCAAACUCGGACACCACUCCGUAUAUCAGUUCUUACCUACAGAUUCAGAUCAUCAUGGGAGGUGUUGCUUUGGUUGUAUCCUCACUACAGCUUCGCUUACGUCACAGAAAUGAGGGUCAAAAGGUCAAUGGAAUUUUUGAAUUAAUUUCGAAAAUUUCGCUCUGCAAAAUACCGACGCACAAGAAUGCGAUUGCUCACAAUGAUGUGUCACUUGGUGGGGAGAAAGAACAGAAUCUGACCCAGGACGAGGAGGAAAAGAACGUGUCUUGGAAUGACGUCUCGUCUGCGAUAGAUUUUCUGAUGUUUGUUAUAUAUUCCUUAGUAUACCUCAUUAGCACAAUUGGUGUGAUGGCUAAACUGGAGCGUGGUAUUUGA
Molecule: messenger RNA, 1200 nt
Organism: Ostrea edulis (European flat oyster)
Lineage: Eukaryota; Metazoa; Mollusca; Bivalvia; Ostreida; Ostreidae
Product: neuronal acetylcholine receptor subunit alpha-6-like
Biological process (GO): regulation of membrane potential; chemical synaptic transmission; signal transduction
Cellular component (GO): neuron projection; synapse; membrane
Molecular function (GO): transmembrane signaling receptor activity; extracellular ligand-gated monoatomic ion channel activity; neurotransmitter receptor activity
Source: RefSeq, a predicted model, not a curated record